Molecule: messenger RNA, 1520 nt
Organism: Manihot esculenta (cassava)
Lineage: Eukaryota; Viridiplantae; Streptophyta; Magnoliopsida; Malpighiales; Euphorbiaceae
Product: plasmodesmata-located protein 7
Exons: 3
Coding region: 218-1156 (312 amino acids)
Cellular component (GO): plasmodesma
Source: RefSeq, a predicted model, not a curated record
UUCUUGUUCAGUAGUGGCAGCAAUUUCUUGGAGCAUUUAUUUCAAAUGCCCCCACAGUAUAUAUUGGGGUGUGGCAAUGUAGACCUCCAGAGUGUGGUGGACAUUAAUAUACCUACAAAUUUAUUAACCAAUUUAUGAACUUAACAUGUUUUCGUCCUUUCAGUUCAGUCUUUAAAAGAAAAGCAAAUAGGUUUCUUAUCCCUUCAAAAACAACCUUAUGGAGAUUGAUACAUGCAUAUAUCCAUGCACUUUUCGCUUUUUUAAAAUCACUAUCUAUUGCUCGCUACAAAGAAGUUGUCUAAAAAUGGCAUGGGCAACUUGUGAUCUUCUCUUAAUCUCCAUUUUCUUCUUCUCUCUCUCGUUUCUUCCAAUCGCUUCUCCUUCUUCUACCAACUCCUUCGUCUUCGGAGGCUGCACUCAGCAGAAAUACUCACCAGACUCACCUUACGAGUCCAACAUCAACUCUCUGCUCACUUCUCUUGUCAACUCAGCCAGCUUCUCCUCCUACAACAACUACACCAUCGCGGGCUCCAGCCCACAAGACGUUCUCUACGGCCUUUUCCAAUGUCGCGGCGACCUUUCGAUGCCGGAUUGCUCUGCAUGCGUAGCUCGAGCAGUGAGUCAAUUGGGUUCUUUGUGUUCUCAGACAUGUGGUGGAGCAGUGCAACUUCAAGAUUGUUAUGUCAAGUAUGAUAAUACUACGUUUUUAGGAGUGGAGGAUAAGACUGUGGUCUUCAAGAAAUGUGGGCCGCCCGUUGGAUAUGAUACGAAUCCUAUGAGUGAUAGGGAAGCGGUGAUGACUAGUCUUGCUCGGGCUGGUGGGCUGUAUCGAGUUGGUGGGUCGGGUGAAGUUCAGGGUUUUGCCCAAUGUAUUGGAGAUUUGAGCUUAGGAGAGUGCCAGGAUUGCCUGUCAGAGGCCAUCGGCCGGUUGAAAAACGAUUGCAGCAACGCGGUUUACGGUGAUUUGUUCUUGGCUAAGUGCUAUGCUAGGUACUCCACCGGUGGUGCUCAUGUUUAUAUCAAUACUCAUGAUGAUAAAAGUAUGAACGAGAGCGAGAAGACAUUUGCAAUUAUAGUUGGAUUAUUAGCUGGAGUGGCUUUGAUAAUUAUUUUCGUUAAUUUCAUAAGAAAUGUAUCUGAAAGAGACGGUAAAUAAACUGUGACCUCUUCCAAGACAUUGGCAAAGCCACUCACUAUUUACUAUUCCUCAACAUUCCCAUCCACACGGCUCUUUGGCUUCCUGUUUGUUAUGAUGUAAAUUAUGGAGAGUCCACGACUAUGUCUUUGAGUAGUAUUAGGAGUGGCAUGUAGAAAUCUCAUGCGCGACAUGAGCAAUUCAAAUUUGAGUAUGGUUUAUAUUAGAUGUGACCUGAACUUUAUGUACAUGUAGAUGCGGAAAGAUCGAUAGAUAGAUAGAAAGUGCUGCUGGAUCCUAUGGCAAAUCUUGGUGUAAGAAUCGCUCUUCUCAUAAUAGUCUGUUUUCCAUGGAAAUAAGAUUUCUUAUCCGAGAUUUUAGGAAA